Peronospora matthiolae is the source of this 2163-nucleotide messenger RNA. NCBI's taxonomy places the organism in Eukaryota, Oomycota, Peronosporomycetes, Peronosporales, Peronosporaceae. The record is from the annotation of a GenBank genome assembly.
AUGAAUAAACCGAUUCUGGCCAACCUUAAAGUGUUUGGAUGCCACGCGUAUGUUCAAGUGCCUCAAGACAAACGCGCGAAGUUCGACUCCAAGUCAUCACUCUGUCGUUUCCUGGGAUACGCCGAACACCAGAAGUCAUAUCGAUUUGAGGAAGUGUCAACAGGAGCGAUCAAGAUCAGUCGCGAUGCCACAUUCAUGGAAGACAAGUUUGAUGAAGGUCCGCGCAACUACAACGAUGAGUCAAGUGUCGUUGAGUUUGAUGAUCAUGAUGAGGACGAAGAAAAAGAAGAAGGUAAAACUGACGACGACAUGGACUCGAGCGACGAUGACAACGAAGACACCAGGUCUUCGAAGAGCAACAUCAAGAGACACACGCGCACUCAAUCACUUGAGAAAGCUACCGUCAUUCCAAGUCCCAAGCGAAGAACAUACAGAGGUCCGUCGCUUGAGCAUGUGUCAGCGGCUGCAAUGGAUUUUGAAGCAGCCUACAUCGUUGAUUCAGUGGGGGAAACGCCGACUACAUUCAAGUCGGCGAUGGAAUCAAGCGACUCCGGCAAGUGGAAAGAAGCGUGUGACUCGGAGUUCGAUUCGCUUCAGAGAAACGACACGUGGGAAAUCGUGCCUCUUCCGAAAGGUCGCAAGGCCAUCGGGUGCCGAUGGGUUUUUCGUGUAAAGGAGAAUCAAGAUGGCGAAGUUGAACGUUUCAAGGCAAGACUUGUGGCCAAAGGAUUCUCACAGAAAUUCGGAGUUGACUAUGAAGAAACUUUCGCACCGGUGGCCAAGUUCACAUCGAUUCGUGUGGUGCUCAGUAUGGCGGCUAAGUACGGCCUAAUGCUACAUCAGAUGGACGUCAAGACAGCGUUUCUUAACGGCUCCCUCAACGAAGACAUCUACAUGGACCAGCCGGACGGAUACCUGGAUGCAACACAGCCGGACUAUGUGUGCAAGCUAAAGAGAUCACUCUACGGCUUGAAGCAAUCGCCUCGCAUGUGGAACCAAACAAUCUAUGGGUUCAUGAUCAAGAUGGGAUUCAAGAAGUGCGAAUCGGACCACUGCAUCUACAUCAAGCGAGACGACCAAGACAUGAUUCUCGUGGUGCUCUACGUCGAUGAUCUCAUCCUGGCCAGCAGCAACAACGAACUCCUCAAGUCAACCAAGAUGGCGCUGAGCAAACGCUUCGAAAUGACGGAUCUCGGUGAGCUCGAUUACUUUCUCGGCAUGGAGAUCAAGAACGACCGUAAGACGGGAAUGGUGACUGUGCAACAAACCAAGUUCCUCAAGUCCGUGUUAACCAAGUUCGGAAUGGAUAACAGCAAGCCAGUGAAGACGCCUCAAGAUCCCGGCCUGAAGCUAACCAAGAACAUGUGUGAACAAGAAUGCAAGCACGAAGACACCAUGUGCAACGUGCCAUAUCGAAGUGCUGUCGGAGGCAUCAUGUAUCUCAUGGUCGCCACACGUCCGGAUCUAGCUGCUGCAGUGGGAUCAUUAUCCCAGUUCUCGUCCGACCCAUGCCCGACUCUCUGGCAAGCUUUGAAGCGUGUGCUGAGAUACCUGCAAGCAACGCCCAAUCAUGGUCUUGAGUUUACACGUGAAGAAGGAAGCCGUAUCUGCGGGUACACCGACGCAGACUGGGCCGGCGACAUUGAGUCAAGACGAAGUACAAGCGGCUAUGUGUUCAUGAUGAGCGGAGGAUGCAUCAGCUGGAAAAGCCGGAAACAACGGACGGUCGCGCUAUCUUCAACAGAAGCAGAAUACAUGGCGCUUUCCGAAGCAACCAAAGAAGCAGUAUGGCUCAAAGUGCUUUUGGGGGAACUUGGUGAGAUGACAAGCGACGAAGCGAUCAAGAUGUAUGAAGACAACCAAGGAUCAAUCGCUCUCGCCAAGAACCCGGAGUUCCAUAAGAGAACAAAACACAUCGACAUACGCUACCAUUUUGUGCGUGAGAAGGUGGAAUCAGACAUGAUGACCAAGCCGAUCGCCGCUGUACAAUUUGAAAACAUUCGCGAUCGACUUGGGAUCCAAGGUGCCGCAGCUAACGAGUCGAGAGGGAGUGUUGAAAAGACAGCGGCUGUGAAGAAGACACCUCGUCAAGCUGCGUCAAGUGUUGAAGCAAGUGGAAGACCAAGCCUCGCUAUACCGGUGGGUACCGGUAUGUACCAGUAA